UUCACCCUGUAGCGAGAUUGGAUAUGAUACCAGUACAGUUUACUAAUGUCAUUACUUCCUGCAGCUUUACGACAGGACUAGCAGAUCAUUAGAAUUUGCUUGGUUUGACAAACAGUUUUGGAGGUUUCUUUGCUGUUACUUACAUGUAGAUGUUGACAUUGAGUCCAGUCCAUUGACUAUCACUUGCCCACGGGAUUGUGAAAUCAGUGAAUGUAUUGCCAGUAUAGCCACGCAUAGGUAAAUUGUUUGAGACAUACAUGUACACCAUAGGCGGAAGUGUUUCACAUCCACGGAGUGUACAGUAUCUAUGUACAGUAUCUAUGUACACCAUAGAUACUGUACACUCCGUGGAUGUGAAACACUUCCGCCCACUACCAAAAGUCCUGAAACACUCAUUGCAACGGAUGACACGGACGGAAUUCCCUAUAGUAUACGGAAUCUACUGCAUGGAUACAAUAAUAACAGUAACUACGUGUGAGUGAUCAGAUAACUGAAGCUCCCAGUCCAAGUUCUUCCAGUGCUAACUGAUUCUCUGCGCAGGGAGAGCCAAGAGAGAUGUUCAUGAAUGAAAGUGGAGAUGCAGAAAUCAUAUUGGAACCUGACAAAUCUAGAUCUAGCUACAUGUACACUGCUGACUUAAUUUUUGUGAUGAUAUUGUAUAUAGCACAGCAUGUAUGCACACAGAAUAGUAUAUAGGCAGGCAUCCAUGCAUGGAGAUAGACUUAGUAAUAGACAACUAAAUGGACAACUAAAAUUGAUUUAAAGUUGAAGGAGGAUUCUUCUUCGUCUUAUCGCUACUUGUGCUCGUACACUUGUUUGUUAGUCUUGCAUCAGGGAAUAAUUAUGCUCCUUUCCGCUUCCUUUGUUGAUAGAGCAUUACCUAAAUUAAAAAUAUGUAUGUUAGAAUGCACGUAAUAAUUUACUCCGGCCGCUGUACGAUCAUGUAUGCAUUAUCAUCAUACAGUACAUUUGUAUGAGUAAACAUGUUCACCAUAAAAAGACACGCUUUCCUGAAAUAACAAAACAUUUACUGAGGGUCAAAUAGAUUCUCCUGGUAUAAGGACAUCUAUAUUAUUGAAUGACCACAUCAUUAAAAACUAUCGCCCGAUCUCUCUACUGUGUAUGCUUUCUAAAAUUCUAGAAAGAAUUGUUUACAACCACAUAAUUGACUUCAUUAGACCACAGCUCUCAACAAAUCAAUUUGGUUUCCUAAAGGGCAGAUCCUGCUUAUCACAGCUGCUAACAUCAUACAGCGAGAUUGUGGAAGCUCUAAAUGCUGGAGAAUCCUGCGACGUUAUAUACUUGGACUUUGCUAAGGCGUUUGAUAAAGUGUCCCAUAAACAACUGUUAUUCAAACUAUGGAGGUUAGGCAUUACAGGUAAUGUAUGGAAAUGGUUUGAAUGUUAUUUGAGCAACCGAAGCCACUAUGUCUGUUUAGAGGGAGCAAACUCUUCAUCACUAUCUGUGCUAUCAGGUGUACCUCAAGGCAGCAUUCUCGGUCCUCUGUUGUUUUUGAUGACACUAAACUAGUGAAGCGAAUAGCCAAUGCAGAAGACCAAGCAGACCUGCAAUCUGAUCUAGACCAUCUUGUCACAUGGUGCAAGGACUGGAACUUAUCACUCAAUUUAGACAAAUGUGUCUACCUCCACUUUGGUAAAACCAUUCAUGACUCGCUAUAUAAUUUGGACUCAAAGCUAAUCUUAACAAGAGACUCUCACAAAGACCUGGGAGUGACCAUCCAGAAUAGUCUUUCCUGGGACCAACAUAUCAACAACCUAUGUUCGAAGGCCUACAGCUGUUUGUACCUUAUUAAAAGAAACACUCAAUGCUCUCAUGAUCUCCACACAAAAAGAACACUUUAUACUACGCUUGUUAGAUCUAAUUUAACAUUUUGUUCGCAACUGUGGAGACCACAGACACACAAGGCCAUCACAAAAGUGGAACAAAUCCAGAGAAGAUCUUCAAAGUUUAUUCUGAAUCUUACAUGUAGAUCUGAUAGUCUCGACUACAAAAGUCGCCUCAUUAAACUGGACCUUUUGCCACUAAUGAACUGGCUAGAGUUGCAAGAUGUCAUAUUCGCCGUCAGGUGUCUCCAAAAACCAGUAGACAACUUCGACAUUACUGAGUUCAUAUCAUUCUCUACCAGCAACACAAGACUAUCGUCUAAUCACAAGCUAGUUCAUAAAGGUCAUCAUCGCUCAAACACAACAAGACACUUUUACUUCAAAAGAUUGGUCAGACUCUGGAACGCCCUCCCUUUUAUAGAUCUCUCUCACUCGAUGUCAACUAUCAAGAAUCAACUCUACAAACAUUUCUGGGACAGUUUUCUAGAACGCUUUGACCAAUCAAUAAUUUGCACUUAUCACCUAGUCUGCCCCUGUUGCUCUGUAUAACUGUAUAAUUAUGUAUACAUUUUAUGUAGAUUUAGUCAGGUGUUCCUUCUAGGAACUUCCUGUCAGUAUGUUUAAUUUCUGACGCACAACAAUCUAUUCACCUUGUGUAAAUGUAAAGUCAUACUGUAAA
Halichondria panicea is the source of this 2523-nucleotide messenger RNA. RefSeq lists its product as uncharacterized. NCBI's taxonomy places the organism in Eukaryota, Metazoa, Porifera, Demospongiae, Suberitida, Halichondriidae. The transcript is spliced from 2 exons. The record is from RefSeq and is a predicted model, not a curated record. The coding region runs from base 1401 to 2393 and encodes 330 amino acids.